AGCAGAGGGUCUUUGCUGAUUUACUACACUAGUUCAUUGUAAUUUGUUGGUAAUUUCUUUUUACUGAAGAAUAUGAAAGAAUUUUUUCUUCUUGUGAUAUUAGCUGGAGCAGCCAGUGCAUUAUCCGUUAUUUCUGAGACAAAAUGUGAUCCCAGGCAAUUUGUCUCAUGUAAUCCUGCUCCUGGAGAAACUGUGUACAUUAAGCUGAUGGACAAUGCUACUGGUUAUGUGCUGGUGUUUUCCAAGGAUCUCACUGGUGGAAAAUUAAACGUGUUUAUCGUGAAGAAUGGAACAGUGAAAAUACGCGAGUCCUACAAAAACAGAACAGAGUUUUCCAUAGACACUGGGACACUCAAGAUCACUGAUGUGGAGAAGGAGGACGCAGGUCAAUACACUUUUUCUAUCUACACUCCACGUGGAAUUCUUGUGGAAAUGCUCAGUUUCACCCUGAAUGUUAAAGGAAAGAAUGGCAUUUCUAUCAAGAUCCCUAUCCCUAUAGUGGUGGGUGUUCUCAUUUUGAUUUUAGUUGCCUGUGUGGUGUGGAAACUGAAGCCCUGCAAAAAGAGAGGUUAUCAGACAUUACACUGAAAGUUCGGACCAACACCUUUGGACAUUCAUCAUCUGGUCAUUAUUCAAAUCCUCCACAUUUUUUCUUUUUUUCCAAAGAACACCAAGAUCAGCAUUUAAUUUGACCCUUGCCCAUUGUUAAAGGCAGUGUCUAAGUUUAGAUUAAAGUUAAACUUGGAUCUCUGGAACUGCUUUUUGGUGUUGUCUUGCUUAUUUAGCUUAAUCAAGCUUUUUAAGAUCAGUGAUGGAAAUAUUGUUUUGUAAAUCAUUAUGAAUAUACUCCUCUUUCUGAAACAACAUACAUUUUUAACUAUGCUAAUAUCUUGUUUAUUUUCCAGCAAUUCUUGCUCGAUAAUUUUUUUGUCAGAUUUUAUAUUACACAGUGUCAGGGUUCAGUUUUUGCUUGCCUCACCCAGGACAGUUCCAGCAUCUUCCACCUCCCAUGCAGCCCAGGUUUUCCACUCACCUGAUCACUUCCACCUGCCGUCAUUAAUUAGGGAAACGCUGUUCACCUGCAAGCCCAACUAUAUAAGCUCACCUUAGUCUGCUCUUUCCUGCUGGUUCGUCUCUCUUCUCUCAACUUUCCUCGAAGUGCUUAGGAUCCCACUCCAAGCUCUGCUCAGGUCCCAUCCAGAAGCUCUCCUUGCAGCCUUGGGUUCCGUCCCUGGGCUCACCCACAGUCCUGCUCCACCCCGGUAAAGACUCUCUGGCUCUCAUCCUCCAUAAUCCAUCAACCUUCAAUAAAACUCUUGA
Fundulus heteroclitus (mummichog) is the source of this 1320-nucleotide messenger RNA. RefSeq lists its product as uncharacterized. NCBI's taxonomy places the organism in Eukaryota, Metazoa, Chordata, Actinopteri, Cyprinodontiformes, Fundulidae. The transcript has 4 exons. The record is from RefSeq and is a predicted model, not a curated record. The coding region runs from base 73 to 588 and encodes 171 amino acids.